This is a messenger RNA of Paramecium tetraurelia, 1506 nucleotides long. RefSeq lists its product as uncharacterized. NCBI's taxonomy places the organism in Eukaryota, Ciliophora, Oligohymenophorea, Peniculida, Parameciidae. The transcript is spliced from 4 exons. The record is from RefSeq and is a predicted model, not a curated record.
AUGCUUUUUGAACCUGAUAUUUUGAAUAGGUAUCAACAAUUCUCAACCUAUUAAACAUAAAACAUGAAGGUGAUGGAAGUUCUUAACACUGCACUUUUUGAAAGAGCAUUAUUGGAAGGCUCAUAUGCUUAAAGUUUGGAUCAAUUAGCUAAAAUAUUGGAUCUUAAUGAAGAUGGCAUAAUAAAUGACGACAUAAUCGAUAUAGUCUAAGCUUAUAGGAGUGUAAUUUUAUGCGAAAAAGAGUAAGCUGAAUACUUGAAGGAAUCUUAUAAAAACGAUGCUUUGGUUGUAUUAAAAGACUUGCUGGCUAAACAACACGACGGUGUUUCGAAAAUUGAGAAUACAUGCAGACUCUUAGAUAAACAACUCAAAUCUAAUGUCAAUAAUUUAUCUAGAAGAGCCAAUCGAUAUAAAUAGAGCAUCAUUGAUUUGCCUUUUGCUAAAACCGAUUCGAUUAGAACAGCCUUAGAAUAAGAAAAACAAUAAAACAAUAUCUUCUUAAGAUAGGCCAUAACAGAUUACAAUCAGACAAUAAGUGAAUACUUUGAAGGAUGUGCAUAGCAAGAGUAAAUAGUGAUUCAAUUAGAUAAAUAAAGAAGAACUGUAUUCAAUGAUAUUUAAAUGAAAUUGUAAGUCUUUCAUAUUUCAACCAUCAAAAAUGUAGAAUAUGCACUUAAAAAAAUGAAUUAAAAAAUAGAAGCUCAAGAGAUAUCAAAACCUAUUUUCAUGUUUAAAAUCGAAGAUUAGACAAGACCAGUGUUGAAUAAGUUUAAUAUUAAUGAUUACAUAAUGUAAACUGAAAUGGAAAUUAGAAAUUAAUAACCAUCUUUAAAUUUGAAAUCAAAAUAAGCCACACAAGAGAUAAAGUCAUUAUGGUCAUAAAUAAAAAGAACUAUAAAUCGUGAUAGCUCUUAUGAUUCAGUUUUUAAUUCAUUGAGUUAAUCAAAUUUUGUAGUUAAUGAUCAAUUGUUUGCAAAGUUGGCGGGCUCAAAUGAAGAACUCGAUUAAUUUUUAGAUUCAUUAAGAGAAUCUAAGUUACCAAUGGACGCAAAAUCAUAAUUGAUAAAGCUAAAUAUAUAUAUGCAGAACCUUCAUAAAUUAUUAGUUGAUUUAAUUCAUUAUUUAUACCAUAGGAAUCUAACUGAGUAGACCAUAAAGUUAAUUAAGUAAACAUUACAAAAGUAUCAUACAUUCCCCGUCCAGGAUGAUUUAAAAGAUCAAAUAACAUUAUAUUAUGAUAACAUAUUGAAACAACCUUGUUUAAUGGAUGUUGAAUUUUGGAAGAGACACUUUAUAAUAAAGCUCCAUGAACAAUAAUAGGUGGAUUCAUAAAAUGAAGUUAAGAGACAUGAAAUAAUUGCCGAAAUUAAAUUUUAAUCUUCAAAACUCCUAUAGCACAGUAUCAAUCCAAGUGUCAUCACAUAAGCAGUGUAGAAACUAGAAUUAGAACCAGAUGAGAUCGAUCAAAUAAUAAAUCACAUCAAAAUGAAGGUCGAUGAGAAGUGA